CGCCCGAGCCGCAGCGCCGGGCUCGGAGCGGCGGGCGCGCCCAGGUGCGGCCUGCUCCUGCGGCAGGGAGGGAGCUCCGCGGGCGCGGCCUGCCGGGGAGCGGCGCGGGGGCGGCUGGGCUGGGGUGUGGAGCCAGCCCGGCAGGAAGGAAGGAAGGAGAGAAAGCAAGAAAGUGAGCGAGCCGGCGGGGAGGGAGAACUGAAAGUUGAACAAGCUAAAGCCCUGCGCUUCCUUCCUCCGCCCGCCCGUCCCGGUCAGCCGCGGGGUUCUGCGGAGUCUUUAAAAAAAUCACACCAAACUGAAGAAACUUGAAGAGGUGUCGUGAGGAAACGGAUAUUUUCUGCUGACUGGUGGACACCAAAUUUGAGAGUUUUCUUGCUAGUAAACAUGCAUGCAACCUGACUAUUUCUACAUGACUUUGUGGGGCAAUAUAUGGAAUUAAGUCAUGUCAUCUACAGGCAAUGACACUGAUAUUGAAGAAUUUUUGAUCAACAUUAACCUUGCACAGUAUCUUCCUAACUUUAAAAACUAUGGCUAUAACACUGUGAUGGAUUGUGUGGGAAUAAAUAAUAGUGUGCUUCAGCAGAUGGGAGUGUUGCCUACAGGACAUCGCAGAAGGAUUCUUAAACAGUUAGACAGUCUUUUGGAAAUUCCAGGAUAUUCUCUUUUCUGUGAAAAACUAAAAUUCAAAGACUUGAAAGGUUUAGAAGAGAAGCAAUAUUCAUCCUCAGAUCAGGAAUCUCCUGUAAGCAAUUCAAGUGUAGAUGGGACUGGCUUGAUACCUGCAACAUCAUCAGAGCAACUUCUUAAAAAAUCUUACGUCAAUAAGGAAAAGUUUGAGCUUGCAGAGCAAAACUCAAUGGAGGCAAAUGAUGAUAGCUUCACAAGUUUGGAUUUUUCCAGUUUAUACCAGAAUUCAGACAGCAUACUAGAAGCUGUCAGUCAGAGUAGAAAUAUCAAGAUGAAUACUCAGCCAGAUGCAUCACUGGCAGAAGCUGCUGCAUACCAAGCUGAUGAGCACUUGACUGGCCCUUUGGUGUUCCGUGAUCCUCCUUCAUUUGUUCGUUCAUGCGAGACAAAAUGCAAAGAAAACAAACAGCAGAGGUUUCCAGAUGAGGGUGAUCUAUCUGAUAGUAAACCAGAUUCUUCAUUCUAUAAGUUUAAAGGAGAAAUGAUAGACAAUGACUUGUAUGAUUCCUGUACGCUGAACUGCAUGAAAGUAUUUCCAAGGGCAAGCCGAUCUUUUAUCUUAAGGCAUCGACCUGUACCAGAAAUUCCAGAAUCAAGUAAAGUUCAACCUUCAUCAAGUUCCCUUCAGAGAAGAAGAAAUAUGGACCUUGUAAAUAUUUCUUGCACUGGGAGGCAAAUUUCACAAAACAAUAAUUUCAUGGAAGAAAAGCCACCUGUUAUCUCUCCGUAUGGGGAAACCUUUAUUUGUGACAACACUAAAGAUGCUCAAGAACUUCAUGGAAAUGAAUUCCUGGCUUGUGAAAAUAAAUUGGAUCUAGGAAUAAAUGAAGAAUAUUCUUCCAAGAAUCUAUGUUACUUUAAUAAUCAGAAAGACAAGACAAAAGAAUUUUCAAAAAAUGAAUACUUGUCUCAGGAAGACCCAUCAUUAACACCAGAAGAAUCUGAAAGUGAAUCUGUAUAUUCUGUUGUGGAACAACGUUCUUUGUCUUUAAAGAAAAAGAAAGAGAAAACCAAAACAAACUCAGCAUCUUGCAGUGUGAUACAGAGUGGAGAUUCUGAUUGCUUGGCCAGUGAACAAAUGAACUCUUGUCAAUUUGGUGGAGAUCAAACUCUGAUUGGAAAUGAAUCAAUAGCACCAUAUGCUUGCUUUUAUGGACCAUCAGUAAAGAAGGUUAAAGCAGGAUGGCUGGAUAAAUUGUCCCCUCAAGGCAAAUGUAUGUUUCAGAAGCGCUGGGUUAAAUUUGAUGGAGACAGCAUUUCUUAUUACAACAAUGAGAAGGAAGUGUUCUCAAAAGGAAUAAUACUGCUCUCUGCAAUAGCAACAGUAAGAGUUCAUGGGGAGAAUAAGUUUGAAGUUGUCACAUCCCAUAGGACUUUUGUUUUCCGUGUGGAUAAAGAAGAAGAAAGAAAUGACUGGGUUAAUACAAUGCUCAAUGCCUUGAAAUUGCAGUCUGACAAUAACUCUCAGUCUCGAACUUCUGCCACCCCUGAGAAAAGCGGAUAUCUUGACCUGAAAGGAUACAAAACCAAAAUCUUUAUUCUACUUCAGGGGAGUACUGUAUGGAUCUGCAAAAAUGAGCAGGACUUUAAGACAGGAUUUGGUAUCACUUUAAUCCCUAUGAAUGUGGCAAAUGUAAAACAAGUGGAUCGGGCUGCAAAGCAAUCUUUUGAAAUAAUUACUCCUUAUAAAAGCUUUAGCUUUACAGCAGAGUCAGAAAGAGAGAAACAAGACUGGAUUGAAGCACUCCAGCAAUCAAUAGCAGAAACUCUAUCUGAUUAUGAAGUAGCUGAGAAGAUUUGGUUCAAUGAGUCCAACAGGAUCUGCGCUGACUGUAAAGCUCCCGGUCCUGACUGGGCAUCCAUCAAUCUCUGUGUUGUCAUUUGUAAGAAGUGUGCAGGACAGCACAGAUCUUUAGGACCAAGAGAUUCAAAAGUCCGGAGUCUAAAAAUGGAUGCCAGCAUUUGGAGCAAUGAACUUAUUGAGCUGUUUAUUGUCAUUGGAAAUAAGAGGGCAAACAGUUUUUGGGCUGGAAAUCUUCCUCCAGAUGAAGAAUUGCACAUUGAUGACCCUGCAGAAAAAAGGAUAGCAUUCAUUACACAAAAAUAUAAGGAGGGAAAAUUCAGGAAAACACCUUUUCACUACAAAACCAAGGAACAGCUGAAUAAGGCCCUGUGUGCUGCUGUAGUCAAGCAAGAUGUGCUGGAAACUCUGAUGUUGCUGUUCAGUGGGGCUGAUGCUAUGUGUGCCACUGGAGACCCUGUUUACAGCACCCCAUACUUACUAGCCAAGAAAGCUGGGCAAAGGCUGCAAAUGGAAUUCCUGUACCAUAACAAGUUCUCAGAUUUCCCAAACUAUGAUCCUUGUUUUGGAAGUGGCUUCUCUGAAGAUUCUACACAUUCCACCUUUCUUUGUGAAUUUUUGUACAAAGUUUCUUCUAAUGCAGCUAAGCUUCCUACAGAGAAGAAAUUAAAAGAAGAUUGCAACAAAAGAUGGUGCACUUUGGAAAGUGGCUUUCUGAGCUACUAUGAAAAUGAUAAAACUACUACUCCUAAUGGUAUGAUUGACAUCAAUGAAGUUAUCUGUCUUGUAGUACACAAGUCAGACUUCUUUUUAAAUAGAGGGGACAUCUUUACAUUUGAAAUAUACUUAAUGUCAGAACGUGUUUUUCUAUUUGGAGCUGAAACGGCAUAUUCACAAAGAAAAUGGACUUCAGCAAUAGCUAAGCAUUUUGUUCCCCCGGUGGCUGAAUCACUGUUAGAGCGAGACUGUGACCUUAUUGGGCAGCUGUACUACAAAGAUUGCCAUAACCUGGAUCAGUGGAGGAAAGGCUGGUUUGCUAUAGAGAAGUCGAGCCUUUACUUUUGUCUUGAAGUGGAGGACGUUGAAGAAGAUUCCAUAUAUCUAAGGAGGCUGCAAGAACUAACAACCAGUAGUGUGAUGCAAAAUGGAGAGAGAAUAGAUGUCCUGCUGCUUGUUGAAAAAGGAAGAACACUAUACAUCCAUGGCCACACAAAGCUAGAUUUCAUGGUCUGGUAUACUGCAAUUGAAAAAGCAGCAGGUACAGAUGGUAAUGCAUUACAAGAUCAGCAGCUCAGCAAAAAUGAUGUUCCUAUUAUAGUGAACAGCUGCAUAGCGUUUGUUACACAGUAUGGUUUAGGUAGCAAGCAAAUCUAUCUUAAGAAUGGUGAUUCUUCCAAUGCGGCUGAACUGCUGGAAAGCUUCAAAAAGGAUGCAAGAAGUGUUAAACUAAGAGCAGGAAAACAUCAACUUGAAGAUGUGACUGAUGUACUGAAAAGUUUUCUUUCUCAAAUAGAUGAUGCACUUCUCACUAAAGAACUUUAUCCAUUCUGGAUCUCUGCAUUAGAUACGCAGAAUGAAAAGGAACGCGUGAGGAAGUACAGAGCUUUUAUUCGGAGUCUUCCACCAGUCAAUAGAGCAACUUUGGCUGCUUUAAUUGAACAUCUUUACAGGGUGCAGAAGUGUUCUGAAAUUAAUCAAAUGAACCCUCACAAUUUAGCCGUGGUUUUUUCCUCAUGCUUAUUUCAAACUCAAGGCCAAACUAGUGAAGAAAUCAAUGUAAUUGAAGAUCUAAUUAAAAAUUAUGUGCAACUUUUUCAUAUAAAUGAAGACCAAGUCAAACAAAUGGACAUAGAGAACAGUUUUAUUACAAGGUGGAAAGACACUCAGGUUUCCCAGGCUGGAGAUUUGCUUAUUGAAGUUUAUGUGGAAAGAAAGGAGCCAGACUGUAGUAUUAUAAUCAGGGUAUCACCUUUGAUGGAAGCAGAGGAAUUAACUAAUGAUGUUUUAGGAAUCAAAAACAUUAUUCCCAGCAAAGAUGAUGUCUGGACUGCUUUUGAAGUACUUGAAAAUGGAGAAUUAGAACGUCCUCUGCAUUAUACAGAGAAUGUACUAGAACAAGUUCUUCACUGGAGUUCACUACCAGAGCCUGGCACUGCAUAUCUAAUAAUAAAGAGAUUUCUAACAGUAGACAUGGUGAAUCUCUACAGUGAGAAAAAUGAGAAAGGUAGUGUGAAAGCAGGCAAUCUGAAGUACAAGGAAGAACCUUCAAAACUACUGUCUGGAAACAAAUUUCAGGACCGUUACUUUGUGUUGCGGGAAGGAAACUUGCUUCUGUAUAAGGAUAUGAAGGCUAACAAACCUGAAAAAGUGUUGCCUGUCAAUUCUCUGAAGCUUUAUCUUGGAGUGAAAAAGAAAAUGAAGCCACCAACAAACUGGGGACUUGCAGUAUUUUCUGAAAAACAUCAGUGGUAUAUAUGUUGUGAUGGACAAGAUGUGCAGAUGGAGUGGAUGAUCAGCAUUUUUAUGGCACAGCAUGCAGAUAUAUGGCCACCUGUUGGAAAAGCAAGAAAACAGUCCAUAACUAAAAGUCCAAAGAUCAGAGGCUUACCACUAAUUCCAAUUCAUCAGGAGAAGAACACUUACAAAAUCAAAGGGAAUACAGAAAAUAUAGUACUACAGACUGGAAAAUCAAGAUUUGCUGAACAUCAUGAUAAUGAACUUCUGGAAGAAAGAAAAAACUUGAAAGAGAAAGCAUCUAUUGUGGCACAAUGUUUGGAAAGAAAGGAGGAGAAAUUCCGAAAUCAUGCCAAAAAACAUCGAAACUUGAUUUCUGAGGAUGAUGCUGGCUCAGGGAUGACUGAAUUACAUCAAAAAUCACAUAAGACACUGAAGAAAAACAAAAGCAAAGCAAGCAAAACUACUUUGGAACUAGAUAGUAAAUUGCCAUCAAAUGUGAUUCAGGAACUAAAUACAGUACUGCAGAAGAACAGAGCACUUCAUGAAACCUCCAGCUGAUUUCCUGAGCCUGAAGUGUAAUACUUAUAUAUAUAUAUUCUUGUGUUUUAUAAAUAUAUAUAUAUAUAUAUAUGUAUGUAUUUUCUAUUCAAAAGUAGUCUGUUUUGAUGUGUGUAGUUUGUACAGUGCAGAGGAAAUAAGGAACUAUAGUUUGUUUAUAUGCAGCUAUUGCUUUUGUAUAUGUGUAUGCCCCAUGUUAUAAUUUAAGACUGAACUGGGAAAACUGAUUAUGUGAAACUCCUGCAGAUUUGAAGUUUUUCUGUGCAGUGCAAGGACACCAGGAUUUUGUCUAUUUUGUUGUUGUUGUUUGUUUCAGAUUUUGUUUAAUACAAGGAUUCUAAGAACUGUCAAAAACUUUUGCUUUGAUUAUACUCUGUACCACCUUGUAAAUACUGGAGCGAUAUUUUUAAAGGACAAGAUAUACUCUGAAAUUCAUACUAUUGGCCUGCAAUAUUUUUAAUUGUCUAACACUAUAAAAAUUAGUAAUAUCUGAUUUGAAAUUGAUUUUUUGUUGUUUUUGUUUGUAUGCUUUUAUUUAAGGAGAUAAUUAGUAUUUGCAUAGAAUUGUCCUCUGACAUGGCUUCAUAUGAAAGACUCAAAAGGGAGAGAAAUAUAUAGAUGAGACAAUGUAUUAAUUCUUGUCUUGAAACUGUGUCUCUAGGGUGUACAUCUGAUUAUGACAUCUAAGUAAUGAGACUAUUGAGGAAGACAAAAGAAAGUUCUUCAAAGCAACAUCUAAUGGGUAUGUGAAUUAGAAGAAUAGCCCAGCUCAGUGGGCUGAAGUACUUUUCUAAACAGGCCUUGCUCAGCUCAGGGUGACAAAGGCAGGCUUUUCUAUUGCUCUUUGGAUAGAACUUGCUUGGUGCUAACACAGUUGCUGACCUCCCAUGAAUAUUUAUAUUUAAAUGAGAAAUUAAUUCCUUUAAGAAGAAGUGGUCCCCAUGCAAACAAAUGAGAACAGUACCAACACUCUAUUAUGAAGUGCCAAAUCCUAAAUGGGGGAAGAGAGAGAUUUACCCCUCUCUUUACCAUGAGAGCAAAAGUAAAUAGUAUUCUAUCUGCAGGGACUAGGAAAUGCUUGCCCUACCACUUUACCACUGCUCUUCUGAGUAUGAGGUCUGGUCCCAGGGUUGAGAGAAUAGCCUCACUUGCUGCCUUCUGAGUAUGUAGGUGACAGUUCCUGAAGGUAGUGAUGUAGCACAGUACAGCUGCUUUGAUUUUUAGGCCCAGAGUUCCUUAUAUAUAAAACUCAGCGUGGCUUUUCAAAGCAAAACCUGUUCAAGGAAUGAAAUAAUUUUCAGUUGUUUUAUAGGUUUUAUCUUCACUUAUCCCUUGGCAUUGCUGCUUUUACUUUGUUCCAUAACAGCUGGAUGGCAAAAGGCACUGCUGUGCUGAGGCUGUUUCCAGGUGUUGUAGAUGCUGUCUGGGUAAGCAGCAGGACCAACAGACCAGAGCACUAAUGAGCUCACAAGGCACCUUUGCUUCAAGGGAGGCAUUAAUAAGAGCAUCUGCUUGUUUUUGCUGCUGUCCCUUUUGUGGUCUGGCUAGUCACACUGCCACAGAUUUUCACCAGUUUUUUAAGAACUUACUGAUGCCUUUAGUGUUUGAUUGGAAUUGGCCAGAUCUCUUGGAGUAGGAGAGAGGAAGCACAGAAGCAGUAUGCUCACUUAUUCCCUCUUCUAUUUUUGGUAGUCACAGGUGCUGUAACAUUUCUCACAUCAUUUACUUCUAUUCUUGAUUACAUGGAGCAGCUUAAUUGGAAAAAUAAUUUGUUUGAUUGAAGAAAUUAGAUGAGUGACUCAAUGUAUCUGGCAGCUCUGCUAGGAAGCACAGAGAAAAUGAGAUCAAACUCAAGUAUUUUAUAGUAGUAUUCUGGAGUGUAGCACUGACAAAGAAAGUCUAGUCUUUCAGAAUUUGCACGUACCUUAUUUGACCAGUUGUUAAAACUGAAACAAGUUUGUAGAUUUUAAUUUUCCCAGUGCACUAUUGACUGUUUUGCUGCCUUUGCAAUCGAGCCUCUUCUAAUCAUUGAGGCCCUAUCUCAAGAAAGCAUAUCAGCCUAAACUAAAAUUGUAUUGAUUAAAGCUGGUGCUUAAUGUUAAUAAACACAUUCUUAAAUGCUGAUUUGAAUUGGGCCCUAAUGCCAGCAGGAGAAAUUGCUUUCUUUUCUGUCAGGCUGAACUUGAAUGUACUAUUUACAGUUGUACUUUUAUUUGCAGAUAUUUCUCAGUAUUGAGUUAUGGUUCUUAUAUUGUUUAACUUUUUAUUGGGACCUUAAGAAUGACAUUCACUUCACUGCUGAAAGCCUCAUGCAUCAUUUAAGCCACUGACUAAUGGAAUAAAUGGACCAGUGGAAGGGUUUUGUGCAUUGAAGUGAAUAUAUCCAUGAAGAAAAUAGUUUGUGUAUUUUUAUUGGUUCCAAGGAAUACAGAAAUACUUGUUCUAUUUCAAAACCAUGUCACAGGUAAAAUAUCUGUUUAACUGCUGCUAACAGGCCAUAAAAAUCAAGAUGUUUAAUGAAAUGUGUUUAAAUUUGGCAUUGUAUGUAUACAUAUGCAAACACAUAUGUGUGCACAAAUUUAUGUGCACAUUCACAGAGGCACACUGAAUGGUUACAGUGUUAACACAAGUAAAAAUUAUUUGGGAUAGUAGAAAUUAAAUUUGCAAUUAAUUAUUUUAAAUAGGUAUCAAAGUUUUGAGCUAAACAUCCAACACGUUAUUGUUGCACUACACGUUUCAGAUUGAUCUAAGACCUGCAGAAUAAAUGUGGUUUGUUGCAAUAUCUUAAUGGCUGCUGAUCUUUUGUUGUUCCUGUGCCAUAUUGAGGACUGGUAAAGUGUAACUUUUAGAGAAUUGUAAUUGAAUAAAUGCUAUUUGUCAUGAUUAGGUGAUGGAUUUUUUCAGAAAAAAAAUCAGUAAGAAUGUUAAAAAAAAUACAUUUGUGUCUGCCCAUAUGAAAGCUUUUGAAU
This is a messenger RNA of Oenanthe melanoleuca, 8475 nucleotides long. It is a transcript of the gene ARAP2, whose product is annotated as ArfGAP with RhoGAP domain, ankyrin repeat and PH domain 2. The record is from RefSeq and is a predicted model, not a curated record. Gene Ontology annotation, molecular function: phosphatidylinositol-3,4,5-trisphosphate binding; GTPase activator activity; protein binding. Lineage: Eukaryota; Metazoa; Chordata; Aves; Passeriformes; Muscicapidae. The transcript is spliced from 33 exons. Gene Ontology annotation, biological process: positive regulation of GTPase activity; signal transduction. Bases 446 to 5506 code for a protein of 1686 amino acids.